AUGCAGGGCGUUCUCACUUGCGCCGUUGCUCUCGUCGGAUUCGUGACUAUUGUCGAUUUCCCUGAAUUUGCAUCCAAUUCUUGGCUAGGCAUGAAGUUCCUCACCAAGGCCGAAUCCGACUUCGUGGUGGCCCGCAUCAACAAAGACCGCAGUGAUGCUCUCGCCGAGCCAUUCCAAUUGGGCAAGUAUCUAAAGCACGGCGCUGACCUGAAAGUCUGGGCCUUUGCCGCGCUCUGUGGGUUGACGACCACCAUUACCUACGCCAUUGCUUUCUUUUUGCCUAUUAUCCUACGGGAUGGUAUGGGUUUCAGUGUUGCGGCAGCACAAUGUUUGGUUGCUCCACCAUAUGUGCUUGCGGCAAUUGUCAUGUUCGGUAUGGCCUGGUUUGGUGACAAGUGGCAUAUUCGCUCUCCAUUCAUCCUUGCCAACGGCAUACUGGCGCUUAUCGGUCUUCCGCUCCUGGGCUUCGCCUCCAACGUCGGCGUACGAUACUUUGGCGUCUUUCUGGCAACUACAGCUGCCAACGCCAACGUCCCGUGUGUCCUUACCUGGCAAGCGAACAACAUUCGCGGGCAGUGGAAGCGCGCACUGUGCUCGGCCACGCUGGUCGGCUCCGGCGGUAUCGGUGGUAUCAUUGGUUCGGUGGUGUUCCGCAGCCAGGACGCCCCUGAGUACCGUCCUGGUAUCUAUUGCACGAUGACCGCCGCCGCACUGAUUAUCAUCAUCACCCUGACCCUUGAUUUCAAGUUCUGGCGGGCAAACAAGCGUGUUGAUGAUGGAGGCAAGAGUAUUGAGGGGCUGCAGGGAUUCAAGUAUACGCUGUAG
This is a messenger RNA of Cyphellophora europaea CBS 101466, 825 nucleotides long. RefSeq lists its product as uncharacterized. The coding region runs from base 1 to 825 and encodes 274 amino acids. Gene Ontology annotation, biological process: transmembrane transport. Gene Ontology annotation, cellular component: membrane. Lineage: Eukaryota; Fungi; Ascomycota; Eurotiomycetes; Chaetothyriales; Cyphellophoraceae. The transcript is spliced from 3 exons. The record is from RefSeq and is a predicted model, not a curated record. Gene Ontology annotation, molecular function: transmembrane transporter activity.